Morus notabilis is the source of this 528-nucleotide messenger RNA. RefSeq names its product 60S ribosomal protein L38-like. The coding region runs from base 1 to 291 and encodes 96 amino acids. Gene Ontology annotation, biological process: translation; protein-RNA complex assembly. The transcript has 3 exons. Gene Ontology annotation, cellular component: ribosome; cytosolic large ribosomal subunit. The record is from RefSeq and is a predicted model, not a curated record. Lineage: Eukaryota; Viridiplantae; Streptophyta; Magnoliopsida; Rosales; Moraceae. Gene Ontology annotation, molecular function: structural constituent of ribosome.
AUGGGCUCUCUAGUUCCGGUCUCAAUUCAUGGUGGGUCGGCCGCGGUGGCCGAAAUCGACGGCAGCUCUCUUUUCUCUUCCGUUCCGAAGCAGAUCCACGAGAUUAAGGAUUUCCUUCUUACCGCAAGAAGGAAGGAUGCCCGUUCAGUGAAGAUCAAGAGGAGCAAAGACGUGGUCAAGUUCAAGGUUCGUUGCUCGAAGUACCUCUACACGCUUUGCGUGUUUGAUUCGGAGAAGGCCGACAAGUUGAAGCAAUCCCUCCCUCCAGGUUUGAGCGUGCAGGACCUGUGAAGAUUCUGAUAGUGUCAUGGCUUUUAGAAUUGCGAAUCCAUCUUAUUUUAUGACAUUUUCUGUUUUUUAUUGAAUUUUUGGGUAGUUUAUUGCUUAAUAUGAAAGAUUUUGAGUUUAUAUGUUAUGCGAAUUAUCGGGAUUGUGUUCAUGUCUAGACCCCCGGAAUGCUUUGCUGCUUUUAAUGUAUCAGUGCAGCUUUCGAAACUUGUAACUUGAUCGUGUUUUUUUCUCGUUUAA